This is a messenger RNA of Aphidius gifuensis, 3066 nucleotides long. RefSeq names its product osmotic avoidance abnormal protein 3-like. The coding region runs from base 247 to 2472 and encodes 741 amino acids. The record is from RefSeq and is a predicted model, not a curated record. Gene Ontology annotation, biological process: microtubule-based movement. The transcript has 4 exons. Gene Ontology annotation, molecular function: microtubule motor activity; microtubule binding; ATP binding. Lineage: Eukaryota; Metazoa; Arthropoda; Insecta; Hymenoptera; Braconidae.
UAUAUAAAUAUAUUCAAUGUGUAAAAUGUAUAAUUACCAUUUAUGGUUAUUAUUUUCGGCCGGUUUAAUAUUUUUUUUUAUUUUUCCAAGGUCAACUAGACCUUAUCAAACACGCGAAUCUUUACUGUAUUUAUGCUGAUUCCCCGAAAUUGUUAAUAAGCCUUCUGGCCUCAAUUUAUAACAACACAUUCCUCUAAUUUUAUUUAUUUUUUUUUUUCAUAUGAAUUUUUAAUUAUUGUUUAUAGAAUGUCAGAAUUUUUAAAAGUCGCAGUACGAUGUCGGCCAAUGUCACAGAAAGAAACAUCAGAGGGUAAUAAGAUUGCUGUAACAGUAAAUCCAGUAUCAAAAACUUGCACUUUAGAAAGUUCAACAGAUGGAGGAAAAGUAUUUCAAUUUGAUGCUGCAUUUGGACCAGAUUGUACAACUGAACAAGUGUAUGAAAAUGUUGGUUCAGUGAUAGUUGAAGCAGUAUUAAAUGGUUAUAAUGGAACAGUAUUUGCAUAUGGACAAACUGGUUGUGGAAAAUCACAUACUAUGAGUGGUUUUGUAGAACGUACACUAGAGCAUAUAUUUGAAGCAACAUCAACAGCAAGUUCAAAUACCCGUUAUUUGGCUCUUUUAAGUUAUCUAGAAAUUUAUAAUGAAAAAUUACGAGAUUUAUUGCGUGAUGAUCAUAUAGACGGACAACUUCAAUUGAAAGAAGAUCCCGUACGUGGAACUUAUGUUGGUGGGGGACUUCGUGAAGUAACUGUUAAGGAUGCAGCUGAAUGUUCUCAAUUAGUUGUACAAGGAAGUCGUAGACGUGCAUUAGCCGCAACAAAAAUGAAUGCAACAAGUUCACGUAGUCAUGCUGUAUUAACAAUUUCAAUUGAAGCACUUGCUAUGGAUGAAAAUACAAAAGGUGGUAGUGCUGUUCGUCGUGGUAGAUUACAUCUUGUUGAUUUAGCUGGUUCAGAAAGACAAGGACGUACUGGUGCAACUGGUGAUCGAUUGAAAGAAGCUGCUAGUAUUAAUUUAAGUUUAUCAGCUCUUGGAAAUGUAAUAAGUGCAUUAGCAGCUGGAAAUGGUAGACAUGUACCUUAUCGAGAUAGUAAAUUAACAAGGCUAUUAAAAGAUAGUCUUGGUGGUAAUGCUAGAACACUGAUGAUUGCAUGUGUUAGUCCUUCACAGAGUGAUGCUGAAGAAACAUUGAGUACACUUAGAUACGCUACUCGUGCACGUUGUAUUAAAAAUAAACCAAUUAUUAAUGAAGAUCCAAAAGAUGCUCUGCUGAGACAAUAUCAAUUGGAACUUCAACGAUUAAAAAAAUUAUUGGAAAAUUCAACAAAGACUGAAAGUAUUGAUGAAGAUAGUAUUGAACAAAUUUCUCUAGAUAAUCAUAAUGAACUUGAACACUCUAGUACAAUUGUAGAUCAAAAAUUUAAAAAUGAAUCACAAGUAGUUAGUGAACGAAUUAAUAGUGAAGAAGUUAUUGAAAUUCCUGGUGGUCAAAUAUGGACUGCUCCAACUCGUCAUAUUGAUGAUAAAAGACGUAAAAAACAAGAAAUUGCUAAAAAAGAAGUAAUGCAAAGACUAGAACGUUUGACUAUUGGUGGAGAGGCACAUGGAGAUACAGAAUUAAAAAAAAGAAGAGAAAGACGUAGAAGAAGAUUAGAAAUAAUUGCUGCAGCAUUAGAAACAAGUGCAAGAGAUGGAGAUGGUAGUGCAUUUGAAGUUUAUGGUCAACUUAAAACAACAGAAGAUGCAUUAAAAAGAAUGGCAAAAAAAACAAAACAACUAGAAGCUGAAUCUUUAGAUCUUCAAGCAUCUUGGGAUGCUGAUCGUCGUGAACUUUUACGUCGUGAACUUCUUUCAACGCAAAUUUGUGAUGCAAUGUUACCACAUUUACGUCCUGGUUGUCCAUUACGUGAUAUUGCAGCAGUACGAGCAGCUGCAACUUGGUGUGAUGAACUAGGUAGAUGGAAAUUACCAGACUUCUCAUCAAGAAUACCACUGCCACCACCUCCAUCAAUUAAUAAAGAUACUAGCAAAUUUAAAACAGAGCUAAAUAAUAACAACGACGAUAAAAAUAGUGACGAUGAUUCUGAAUCAUUUAAAGAAACAAAUAAAAAUCAAUGGAAAGAUAUUGCUGGAUCAUAUUUUAAACGUAAUCGAAUUGAUGAAUUACUUGCAAGAGCCAGAGAAGCUAAAACAUUUGAGACAGAUAGUAGAAUUGGAAAAUCUGGUGAAUUGGAUGAUUUGAUCAACAGCUAUAAUCAGGUUAAUCAUCAACUAAGUUCAAAAUCACUUCCAUCAACAUCAAGCCAAAUGUCAACGAAAACAAAUGGACGACCAAUUGGCUCUUUUAAUGGUUGGCUUGUUGAAGAAAGUCCAUCAGUAUGUCGAAUUCAAUCAUCCAGUUCACCACCUAUGAAAAAAGUACCACCACGUGUACUUGAAGCACUACAUCUUGAUAUGUCACCUUCUUCUUGACGUAAUAAUCAAGCAUUACAAUGCUCAUAAGAAAAAUUACUAUGGAAUUUUAUUUUUUUCCAGACAAAUAUCUCUUCCAAUACAUGUAUAAUUAAUUAAAAAAUUUAUAAAGUUUGUAUAUUUUAAUUUUAUACAAAUAUAUAUAAAUCCGUCUUCGAUAUACUUUUAUAAUUUAUAUAUACGAUCAACUUAGAAUAUAUAUUAUAUAUUUCAUGUUAAAUAUUUUUAAAAAAUAAGUAGAUAAAAAAAAAAAUUAAAAUAUAUAUUUGGAGUAAAAUAGGUUGAGUUGUUGGGAACAAAAAUUAAUUUUUUUUUUUCAUAUAGAUUAUUUUACAAUCAUUUAUUUAUUAAAAUUAAAAAAAAAUCAUUGUUUUUUUUUUUAGCUAGCUAAGUUUUAUAUGCAUUGAUUAAAAUUAAAAAUUGAACAAUUGAGAAAAAAAUUGGCUGUAGAUCAUGCAUAUGCUGUGUGAUAUAUAUUAAUAUAUAAAAAUAAUUAUGUACUUUUAUGCGAAUUUAAAAAUUAAAAGUGUGAUAUCACUUAAAGUGUGGAAAUAUAUUUAUAUCAAUAAUAACACUAGCACUGUAUUACCCCAG